GCAUGAUGCGGACGCGACGGCUGCGGGCGUUAGGCGGGUCCGUCGAAUAGAACUUAAGUGGGAACUUCGCCGAGCUGAACUUUGCACACGCUGUAUAUGUACGUAGGCCGGCCUACUCAGUAGCUGCGUACUACCAGCAUGGCCAAGUAAAACAGCUUAAGCUUGGGGCUGGUGGAAGUUACAUUUAAAUAAGCAGUGCUCUAUGGCAGCACAUUUUCGCUUCAGUCUUCACUCGAGAGAACAAUGGGGGAGGAAUCGGCUCUAGACUGGCAGGAUUUCUGUGGUGGCUCUCAAUUGUGGGAGCCAUCUCUGCUCAACUCCACCCAUCCAGAUCUGUCGCCAUGUUUCCAGGAGACCGUCCUGUCCUGGCUACCUCUCCUCUUUCUCUGGGUGGUGGCGCCCUUCUACUUGUACUACAUGCGGAGGCACGACCGAGGUUGCAUCCAAGUCUCCUGUUUGCACAGGACCAAAAUGCUUUUUGUCGUUCUGUUGAUUCUUAUAUCUCUGGCUGAAGUCUGUUUCACGGUGGUUCAGAUAUUUACUUCAACACAGCCCCCCGCACCCGUUUAUCUCAUCUCACCAGCAAUUGUCACAUUAACUAUGAUGUUGGUGUUCUUCAUAAUCCACACCGAGCGCAUCAGAGGCAGGCACACCUCCGGAGUCCUCUUCUGCUUUUGGCUGUUGCUGGCAGUCUGCGGCGUGGCAGAGUUUAACUCCAAAGUCCUUCUUGCCUUCAGGGAGACAGAAUACGACACAUUCCGUUUUGGGACAUUCUUCGCAUGCUAUGCCCUCGUUCUAGGGCAGCUAGUGUGUUCAGCAAUAGCAGACAGCUUGCCUCUCUAUUCCGUGGUCAGAUCGGACACCAAUCCGUGUCCUGAAGCAUCUGCAUCCUUCUUGUCCAGGCUCACGUUCUCGUGGUUCACAAGCAUGGUUAUACUGGGUUUCAAACGAGCCUUGACCACCGAAGAUCUGUGGAAUCUCUUAGACAGAGACAAAGCUAGGACCGUCGUGCCAAGAUUCCUGAAGGAAUGGGAUAAAGAAAGGUUCCCCAAACGAAAGUCCAGCCGCAGAAAGCAGAAGAAAACGCUACACGUUUCCACCAAUUCAGCAAAGUACACUCAUGCCGACUGGGCUGACGAGGCCUCGGCAACUUGUCACAUGUCUGACGUCCGUCCAAAUGCCUCCCUCCUCAAGGCAAUCGUCAGGACGUUUGGAGGGCUCUUCCUGAUUGGAUCUCUCUUGAAGCUGGUGACAGACGUUCUGGUCUUUGCCAGUCCAGAACUACUCAAGCAGCUGAUCCGAUACACGGAGGACAAGAGCAUUCCACGCUGGCAAGGUUACUUCUAUGCAUUCUUGAUCUUCGCGGCAGCGUUGGUGCAAUCCGUACUCCAGCAUCAGCACUUCCACAUCACCACCACAGUGGGGAUGCAGCUGCGGACGGCCAUCAUAGGGGCCAUCUAUCGGAAGUCUCUGGUCUUGUCCAACUCGGCCCGGCGUUCGGCCACCACCGGCGAGAUCAUCAACUUGAUGUCUGUAGAUGCACAACGCUGCAUGGACCUCUGCACCUUCAUCAACACCCUCUGGGCCUCGCCGCUGCAGGUGAUCAUAGCCCUCUACCUCCUCUGGCAGGUCCUGGGCCCAGUGGUCAUGGCCGGAUUCGCCGUCACCCUCCUGCUCAUACCCGUCAAUGCGAUCAUCGCCGUCAAUAUCCGCAAAUUGCAGGCCCUGCAGAUGGAAGCCAAGGACUCGCGCAUCAAGCUGAUGAGCGAGAUCCUCAACGGUAUCAAAGUGCUGAAGCUGUACGCCUGGGAGAACUCCUUCCGCGACAAGGUGAUGGAAAUCCGUAAGAGGGAGCUGAAGGUUGUGCUCAAGGCAUCCAUCCUGGGAGCCCUGAUGACCUUCAUCUGGACCAGCGCACCGUUCUUUGUCUUGCUCACCACUUUUGCCAUUUACGUCAGCGUGAACGAGAGCAACAUCUUGGAUGCCGAGAAGGUUUUCGUCUCAGUGGCUCUCUUCAACGUCCUGCGUUUGCCCCUGGCAAUGCUUCCAGGCACCAUCUCCCAAGUCAUUCAGGCCAGUGUGUCAGUGAAGCGAAUUCAGAACUUCCUCAAGAGUGAUGAGCUUGACCUCUCCAAUGUGUCGCCCAAUACCUGGGAAAUUGGUCAAACUAUAAUGGUGAAGGACGCUGAAUUCUCGUGGUCGAAAGACGAGAGCCCAGUCCUGCAGAACAUCACCAUGCAAGUCAAGGAUGAGGACCUUGUUGCUAUCGUUGGCCAAGUGGGAGCAGGCAAGUCUUCGCUUCUGUCAGCUCUACUGGGAGAGAUGGAGAAACAACGUGGAACAGUGGCAGUGCAGGGCUCAGUGGCCUAUGUGCCCCAGCAGGCCUGGAUCCAGAACGCCACCCUGAGGGACAACAUCACCUUUGGCAAGCCACUGCAGGAGGACAGGUACCAGACAGUGAUUGAAGCCUGUGCCUUGGUACCAGACCUGGACAUGCUGCCCGGCGGUGAUCUGACUGAGAUAGGAGAAAAGGGCAUUAAUCUUAGCGGUGGUCAGAAGCAACGGGUCAGCCUGGCUCGGGCCGUCUACAGUGACGCCGACAUCUAUCUCCUAGAUGACCCGCUCAGUGCAGUGGACUCCCACGUCGGCAAGCACAUCUUCGACAAGGUGAUUGGGCCCGAGGGCCUCCUCAGGAGGAAGACGAGGGUCCUGGUCACCCACGGAGUUGGCUUUCUGCCUCGGGUAGAUCACAUUAUUGUCUUGGUCGAUGGGGAGAUCACGGAAGCGGGCUCUUAUGCUGAGCUGCUCUCGCGCAACCAGGCCUUCGCCGAAUUCCUGCGGAACUAUAGUAAUGAAGCCUAUGACAAUGAGAGAAAUGAUGUCCAAGGUCCAUUGUUGUCGGAGCAGAUGGCCGUGUUGGGCGAGGAAGGUACCAGCUCCAUCGCCAUGCUCUCCGAAGCAGACCAGAGCCAAAAGUUUGCUGAGUCUGUCAAAAUGGGCUCAAUAUCAGGAGAUUCAGUCAUCCAUGAACACAGACAUCAACCGAAAACAGAAGGCCGACAAAACCUGACGAUGGCAGAAGAUGGCGACACACUAAUAGAAGCUGAGACGUCUGAAACGGGCACUGUUCAGCUGUCUGUGUUCAGAGCUUACAUCAGUGCCCUCGGGAGUGCUGUCUUCUUUGUCGUCGUCCUUUGCUUUGUGCUGUACAACCUUGCCUCGGUGCUGUCCAAUAUCUGGCUCAGCCGUUGGAGUAACGAGGUGCCAGUCAACGGAACCCAGCCAGCCGAGGUGCGGGACCGAUACCUCGGGGUCUAUGCCGCCCUGGGCGUCGCUCAAGGCAUUAUGCUUCUCCUGGCUUCCUUUUUCCUGUCCAUUGGGGUCCUGCGCGCUGCCCGCUCCCUGUACCAGGGCCUCCUGUCCACCGUGCUGCGCGCCCCCAUGGCCUUCUUUGACACCACCCCCAUGGGACGGAUCCUUAACCGCUUCAGCAAGGACACCCACUCCAUCGACGACAUCAUACCCAACAAUCUGGCCGCCUACCUGGCGGCCACCAUCCGGAUCGUGGCCACCUUGAUUGUCAUCUCCUGGAGCACGCCGGUGUUCUGCGCCGUGGUGGUCCCCACGACCGUUGUGUACCUCCUGGUCCAGAGAUUCUACAUCGCCACAUCUCGGCAGCUGAAGCGGCUGGAGUCCGUGACCAGAUCGCCCAUCUAUUCCCACUUCUCGGAGACGAUUGCCGGCACCAGUUCCAUCCGGGCCUACCGCCGGUCAGAGAGCUUCAUCCUCCGGAAUGAACUCCUUGUGGACAGCAACCAGCUGACGUACUAUCCCAACAUAGCAUCCAACAGAUGGAUGUCACUACGGCUUGAACUCCUGGGCAACAUACUGGUCUUCUUUGCUGCACUCUUUGCCGUGAUUGGUCGAGACUACAUCAGUUCAGGGAUUGUGGGUCUAUCUGUGUCCUACGCAUUGCUGAUAACCGGAGCAUUGACGUGGCUCGUGCACGUCACAUGUGACCUGGAAACUAACAUUGUUGCUGUAGAACGCGUGAAAGAGUAUACAGAAGUCAAAACGGAGGCUGCAGCUAUUGUGGCAAACAACAGACCAGACCAAAACUGGCCAGGCAGGGGACGCGUGGAGGUGGAGAGCUACAGUGUACGCUAUCGAGAGGGACUGGAUCUAGUCCUCAGGGACAUCUCAUGCAUUUUCAAGGCCAAAGAAAAGAUUGGCAUUGUGGGUAGGACUGGGGCGGGGAAAUCCUCACUGACUCUCUCCUUGUUCCGUAUCCUGGAGGCUGCCGCUGGCUCCAUCAAGAUCGAUGAUUUGGAUAUCUCCACCAUUGGCCUGCAGGAUCUCCGAUCACGCAUCACCAUCAUACCCCAGGACCCAGUCUUGUUUGCUGGCAGCCUGCGCAUGAACCUCGACCCCUUUGAUCAAUAUUCAGACGAGGCACUGUGGGACGCCUUGCAACACUCUCACCUGUAUGCCUUUGUGUCAGGACUCCCAGAGAAGCUGGAGUACGAAUGCACCGAGGGAGGGGAUAACCUGAGUCUGGGUCAGCGACAGUUGAUCUGUCUGGCCCGCGCCCUCCUCCGCAAGACCAAGAUCUUGGUCCUGGAUGAGGCCACGGCCGCCGUGGAUCUGGAAACAGACGAUCUGAUCCAAGCUACGAUACGCACCGAGUUUGCCGACUGCACGGUCAUCACCAUAGCGCACCGGCUGAACACCAUCAUGGACAGCACCAGGGUACUGGUGCUGGACGGUGGCGAGAUAGCCGAGUUUGACGAACCUACCCAGCUCCUGAAGGCAGAAGGUGUCUUCUACGGCAUGGCCAAGGAUGCGGGAUUAGUGUGAGUGGAGAAUCAACACGGUGAUUUUAAUGAGGCUUUGUUAACUUCUCAAAGCCUAGAGCAUGUUGGCAGAAGGGCUAGGUAUCUAUAAUAUGCAAGUGUGCCUUCUGAAAAAAUCAGGUGAGCAAGUGUUGUUAUUAUGACAUUCAUUUUCUGUCUCUACAGUGCCUUGACAUGUUUUUAUAAAACAAAAUCGGUAGUCUUUAAAAGCAAGCACUUGCAAAAUACCAGUCGUCUGGACAAUCACUCAAGUAACUUCCGUAAAUUAAACCCUUUUAACCAAUUCCCUUCUGCUGGACUGAGGGCAAACUAUUUUAAAGUAUUUCCUUUUCCCUGAAUAGACUGUAAAAUUGGCAGAUGUACAAGUCUUGCUGGCGAGGAAUUUUUUAACCUCAAGUAAAUGUGAUGUGAACUGAUCAGGGUUAUGUCACACGGCAGUAUGUUUGUGUGAAGUAUCUUCAUAUAUAUUCCACCUGUGAUCUCGCAUCAGCAUACCAACCAUGACGGUGUGGUGAUCAAAUUCAUUCCAAGAUUGAUUUGCUAGCCUAUGUGCCAUGUGUUUGCACUCUAUACCCUGUCUUUGGUGAAUGCAGAAAAAUGAUGACAUGAUUUCUGUCCAUUUUCAGAUGGAAGGGUUCACAAUCCUGUGAACAUAUAUUUUUUAUAUUACACAAACAAACCUUACUUAAAUGGGAAAGGUCACAAAAAGGUCAGUGCCUUGAGUAUUCAAGGUAUUUCUGUUUGUGGAUUCUUUUGUGCUUUUAAAGGUGUACAAACUACAUUGAAGUUGACAUGAAUUUUUGAUUGUUUUAAUUACAGACGUAGAGUUGUUUUUCCGUUUUCAUUUUAACCAAGAAAAGUUUUAAAAGUUACUUGUAGAAUGACUAACAAUUUUUGCCACUGUUUCAUGUACUCAUUUUUGUAAGAUUAACACCUACUCAAAACCUAUUGCCAUAGAGAAAAAAGUUUUGCACAGUAACUCAAAGUAUUUUGUUUAGUUUUCUAUUUACUUAAACUUGGCUUCAUGAACUGAAAUAACUGGAUAUGAAGACGGUUUUCAACGGUGAAUUUUGGACCUUAUGUCGUCUGGACAUCUGUGAAUGAAGGUGGAAUUGGUGCUCAUGAGUAAUGCACAUGUAAAAUUGACAAGGCUUCCAAACAUUUACAUUUGUGUGACAGUAAAAAGUAUAAUUAGCUGCAGGAUAAUGUCUACAAGAUGUUGACUGUGAAAUUGAUGAGGUGAUCUCAUUGAUACAAACACUUCAUGGUGCUCUGUACUGUGUUUUGUCAACUGCUGUUACCUUUAUUUUUUGUAAUUAUCCAACAGGGAUGCCAGCGUCAGGCCACAACCUAUCUCAGGCUUUUUUCCCUUGAGAUACUGGACUAAUUUCAGGCUCUAGACAAGAACGUGGCUGGCAUCCCUGACCCGAUUCUUGAAUUUUACAGAUUUCAAAUACACGCUACAGCUUAUUUAAUGCAAUGUCCAUUUCAAGGUCAUUCGUUAAUUUCAUUGAGAGUUUUCUUCUUUAUUUGGGCGCAGGUGAGGUUGUUACUUCGACACUACUUUUGUACCUCAGUGCUGGCAUGAUCGGUUUCCCUCUUUGUUGUUUUAGAAACUUAUUAACAAUAUUUUGUGUAUAACAAGGGAUGUAGCCUAGAAUGUGGCAGCUAGAAAUAUGAAUAGAAUUUUCCUUUAGGCUUUAUUUUCAUCUUUUUACUACGUAAUCUUCCGUUUUUGCACAAAGGUUUAAUUACUGUACAAUGUUUUGUAUCAAAAGUAUUUUGCACCUGUUAGAGCCAUAAAUAUGUGUAAAUCACUGCAGUGCAAUAACACAUAUUUUUACUCCUGGGCUGAAUUAAAAGGAACUUUCUACUUUUA
Acanthaster planci (crown-of-thorns starfish) is the source of this 6732-nucleotide messenger RNA. RefSeq names its product multidrug resistance-associated protein 1-like. Gene Ontology annotation, cellular component: membrane. The record is from RefSeq and is a predicted model, not a curated record. Gene Ontology annotation, molecular function: ABC-type transporter activity; ATP binding; ATP hydrolysis activity. Gene Ontology annotation, biological process: transmembrane transport. Lineage: Eukaryota; Metazoa; Echinodermata; Asteroidea; Valvatida; Acanthasteridae.